AUGGUCAAUCUGGAAUACAGCGUCACGUCUUGGGGCUCGCCGACGGCGCCGAAGCGCGCGCUGCUGCUUCAUGGGAUGAUGGGUACUGGGGCUGUCUUCUUUAAGGUCGCCGAGAUCCUGAUCAAGAACGGCUACGUGAGACAUGCUCACUCGCUUCGAGUCGACGCCCCCGACCUCCUAGGCCACGGCUGGGCGCCCCACGCCCCCUCCUCCGAGCGGUACACCGUCCCCCUCCUAGCCUCCUAUCUCGCUCAACACGUCUCCAAGGAGAAAUACGACGUCGUCGCCGGCGUUUCAUUCGGAUCUACCGCAAUCCUCCCUCUACUCGCGCAGAUGCAACACCCACCUGCGCGCGCGGUGCUCGUCGAGCCUAUUCUGGACAUGCCGUGCCCUACGCCCGAGCGGAUCGCAGAGAUGUUGGGCAGCUGCAGUGAUCCGCCUAGUGAGGAGAAGUUGAUGCAGAGCAAUCCCAAGUGGAUUAGGGAGGAGGCGAUUCUGAAGCGAAUGGCGUUUGUGCAGAUGGACUCGAGGUUGAUUACGGAGCUGUUCGAUGAAGUCAAACAAGGCAAUCUCUCGCAUAGCCUCAUUCCCACUCCUUCCUCCCUCCCCGCCACGGAAAUCAUCAUCCUCGCCGCCGACCCUGAUCUCGCCAGCGUCUACCCCGCAAGCAACGCCGCCUUGCUCGAGAAGAGCCACCCACACGUCAAGUUUGGGCGGAUCAUGGGUGCCACGCACGAUACGCACAAGACAGCGCCGGGGGUGGUCGCUGAUGUGAUCAUGAAUGGGAUGACGGGGGCUAUGGGGGUGGAGGUGUUGAGGUCGUAA
Molecule: messenger RNA, 825 nt
Organism: Dioszegia hungarica
Lineage: Eukaryota; Fungi; Basidiomycota; Tremellomycetes; Tremellales; Bulleribasidiaceae
Product: Alpha/Beta hydrolase protein
Exons: 4
Coding region: 1-825 (274 amino acids)
Source: RefSeq, a predicted model, not a curated record